UGCAAACUCCAACCUCAAGUCAAACACUUGUUACUGCAAUUAACUGCAAUAUAUUCAAAAACAACACUAAAAUGAAUGUGAAUAAAGGGGCCGUUAAUUGAACGACGAAAUGGUCUGGAACAGGUCAAAUUUUUGGAGCGAGUAAAAGUUGUGGGUCGGGGGGUGGCACUGCCAGAGGUGGGGCCGCGCGCCGGUCUCGUCGUUGAUGUCGAGGCAAUAUCCCUUGUGCGUCAAGUGGCGCAGCUGGUUGGUGUACACAUCGUAUUGCCACUUUUGAUUCUUGUUGGUGUCGCCACACUUCCACGUAUGCACGCGACCACCGUUCCACGGCUCGUACGCGUCGAGGCAGUUGUAGUCAAUGACCGACCGCACCUGGUGGAAGUCGCGGUUGUAGUCCCACUCCUGGCGCCACGCGGCCGGCAGCGGCGCGUUCGGGUCGGACGGAUUCUCGGCCGGGUCUUUCGGCAACAGCGCCGCAAACGAAAUGUCCCCCGCCGUGUCGUUGCGCUCCGUCUUGGUCGUGGUCAGGAGCAGGUCCUUGCGCUGCAAAUGACCGAUCUCCUGGACCACGGACCAGUACUGGUUCUUGUUGACGUCGUGGGAAUGGCACUCCCACACUUGGGCCUGGCGCUGGGGGGCCGUGGGGUCGGCAUCCAGACACACGUUCGGGUGCGUGGCGUGCUGGAUGCGGUGAUUGGCCAUGUCCACGUACCACCGCUGGUUGGGGUUAGCGCCGUCGCACGCCCACGUGUGGACCCAGUACUUGCCGUCCUUGGGGUACGCGUCGAGGCACUCGCGCUGGUUGCUGUUGCUGCGGAGCUGCUGGGUGUCCUUGUUGAAUAGCCACCACUCGUUCAUGUUGUCCUUCUUGGCGUCGGCAAACAGGUUCGAGUACCAUUCCGAGAGCGGGUAGUCUUGUGCAGAGUAGAAGCGCCACGCGACUUCGUUGGCGCUGGCGGGCGCGGCCGAGGCGGCCAACGACAGCGCGGCAGCAAUGCAAGCAAUCGACUUCAUGAUCGAUGGAUGGUAAAUGGGAAAGUGAGGUUGGGAUCCCAAGUGAUCAUAAAUUUGGAGUCCUCUUUGCUUUGCAUCGUCCAUCUUGUUCUUCCAGUUUCGUCGUCCGUGGGAAAGUUGAAUGGAACUAACUGGGC
Messenger RNA from Aphanomyces astaci, 1151 nucleotides. RefSeq lists its product as hypothetical. The record is from RefSeq and is a predicted model, not a curated record. Lineage: Eukaryota; Oomycota; Saprolegniomycetes; Saprolegniales; Verrucalvaceae. The transcript has a single exon. The coding region runs from base 307 to 843 and encodes 178 amino acids.